Molecule: messenger RNA, 428 nt
Organism: Medioppia subpectinata
Lineage: Eukaryota; Metazoa; Arthropoda; Arachnida; Sarcoptiformes; Oppiidae
Source: the annotation of a GenBank genome assembly
UGAACACGAGUUCGGGUCGAGUGAUGGGACACACAAUCACAGCAUUGGAUAUCAAGAUUAACGAGUUUUUGAAUAUACCAUACGCUGAGCCGCCAAUCGGAAAGCUUAGAUUUGCGCCGCCCCUACCCCUCAAAACACCUAAACAUGUUAUAAUAGACGGCACAAAACCAGGCAAUUAUUGCAUUCAAAGUGCCAUAGGUUUUGGCGGUAUUAAGACAUUUGUGCCCCAAAGCGAAGACUGUUUAGUAUUAAACAUAUGGACACCAAAUGUGAACAAUAAUACCGCAAAGCAGUCAAAGGGGACGUUAAAAGCGGUGAUGUAUUCGCUAUACAGCGGAGGGUUAAGUAUUGGUUCAAUAUUUCAAGACUUUUACAACGGAGAUGUGUUGGCCACCAAUGAUGUGGUGGUGGUGUCGGCCAACUAUAGG